Messenger RNA from Vigna angularis (adzuki bean), 1564 nucleotides. RefSeq names its product transcription factor bHLH87. Gene Ontology annotation, molecular function: protein dimerization activity; DNA-binding transcription factor activity. The coding region runs from base 214 to 1533 and encodes 439 amino acids. The transcript is spliced from 2 exons. NCBI's taxonomy places the organism in Eukaryota, Viridiplantae, Streptophyta, Magnoliopsida, Fabales, Fabaceae. The record is from RefSeq and is a predicted model, not a curated record. Gene Ontology annotation, biological process: regulation of DNA-templated transcription.
AGUUGAAGAAGGCAGCUAAUGCUACACCCUGUUCAGUUCCUGACCCAAGCAAGGAUUCUACUCAUCCUUUUGGCUCUUGGUUUAGUUUUCUUGUUCUGGAAACAGCUAGAUCUGGCAUUGGUGAUUAAGAAGGAUCACUUUGUCUUUCAACUGUCAUUUGGAUCUCUUUUAGUUUCACUUCAUCAGUGAUUGUUGUCAAGUAAUCAAUCAUCUAUGGACGGCCUAAGUUGGGAUUCUUCAUCACAACUUGUUGGUAACAUACCGAUCUUGUGGAGCAGUCAGCCUCAGGACCUUGAAGGAGAGUAUCAUCAUUCCAUGCCACACCUUUGUUCGAGUGUUCACAAUCAAACAUGUUAUCCGUAUCCAAGUUCUGAAAAAGCGAGGGAGAUGGUUCAUCCAUCCACUUCUGAGAUAAUGAGUAUCUUGCCAAAUAUGAAUCUGUCACAAAGAACAGCAACCAUGCCUGUGAAAUCAGGAGCAGUUGGAACCAGUUGGGGAGAAGCUUUAACAUCUCAAUCAUGCCCGUCCCUUUCGGCGAAUAUGAACCAAACUAGCAAUUAUGUAGCAGAUUUCAACAUGGCCCACCAGCAACAACACCUUAUCAGCGGCACGCAAAACGUCAAGGCUACCUGCUCUCUCGAGUCACUUGAUUGCUUGCUUUCAGCUACUAAGAAUGGCAACACAGACACGUCUCUCGAAGAUGAUGGGAUUUCCAUGAUGAUUUUAUCUGACUGCAGAAACUUAUGUAACUUCAGUUAUGGCAGUGCAGUCUCCUCUGGUGAAUCUGAGAGCAAUGCUUCCAAUGCCAGAAACAGUGACAUGAGGUAUGCAUCAGUGAAUGAGCUGGAUGAAGCAGCGUCUCAAAGCUUCUCUGAUCAAUAUAUCAGUCAAGGAAGAGUUAUAGAUUCUGAAGUUAUUUGCACAAAAGGGAGCAAUUCAUGCUUCAGCGUUGCUCAGAAUUCUUUUGCCACCGAAGGUGGUUUCAGGCUCAUCUCAGAGACUUCACCAAAGUCCAAGAGACCCAGAUGGAACAGGCAUCCUGGUUCAUCAAAUAUCAACUUCCAGCAGCCAAAUUCAUCCGUGUCACCUUCCUUUGAAGAACCUGAUCCAGAGGCCAUAGCACAAAUGAAGGAAAUGAUAUAUAGGGCUGCAGCUUUUCGGCCAGUGAACUUGGGAUUGGAAGUGGUGGAAAAGCCUAAAAGGAAGAAUGUUAGGAUAUCAACUGAUCCACAGACUGUGGCUGCCAGGGAAAGAAGGGAGAGAAUAAGUGAGAGGAUUAGGGUUUUGCAGAAGAUUGUGCCUGGUGGAAGCAAGAUGGACACUGCAUCAAUGCUUGAUGAAGCUGCAAACUACCUCAAGUUUCUCAGAGCACAAGUCAAAACACUAGAAAAUUUAGGUAACAAGCUUGACACAAUGAAUUGUCCUCCUAACAUAGCCUUCUCUUUCAACCCUUCUUUUCCCGUACAAACACAUUUCCCAGUCCAAAACCCUAGCGGGAACACCCACAACCAACAGUCCAAGGGUAGGAAAUGAUUAUUAUCGUGAAAGAGAAGAAAAAAAUGUA